Molecule: messenger RNA, 2376 nt
Organism: Plasmodium knowlesi strain H
Lineage: Eukaryota; Apicomplexa; Aconoidasida; Haemosporida; Plasmodiidae
Exons: 3
Coding region: 1-2376 (791 amino acids)
Biological process (GO): mRNA cis splicing, via spliceosome
Cellular component (GO): cytoplasm; spliceosomal complex
Molecular function (GO): protein binding
Source: RefSeq, a predicted model, not a curated record
AUGGGACGAGGACCCCUCGGGAGAGAAACUCAACCUACAAGAAUGAGUGAUUCAUCCGAUGGGGAAGACUCCUCCGGGGGGAAAACCCACAAAGAUGAUGAAUGCAGGAAGGAAAAGAGGAGGAGAAAAAGGGAGAAGAGGAGCACAAGCAGAGGAAGGCACGCCAGGAGGAAAGUAUACUCCUCAUCUUCUGCUUCAUCUGAUGAUUCAUCCGUCACCCGAUCGGUGAGGUCCCGCACCGAGUCUGCCCAUUCCAGCGAAUCCCCCGAUUCCGUGUCGUCUUCUCCGCCAAGAGAACGACGGAGGGGGAAGAGGCGGAGGAGGCACAGCUGCAGGGACAGUAGCAGAAGUAGCCAAAGCAGAGACAAUAGCGACAGUAGCAGAAGUGGCAGAAGUGGCAGAAGUAGGCGUAGUAGUAGAUGGGAAGAGCGGGGGCGGGAGAAGGCCAAGCGAAGGAAGGCGCGCCGCAAAGAGAAAAGUGGAAAGUCGAGCCGACGCAGGAAGAGCAAACAUGAGAAAACAGUUUUAUCCUCCCCACCAAGUAAGAACACCCUCACUGUUAAGGAACUGAAGAAGGAGAGGGAAAAUCUCAUGCAGAAACAUUUCAACUACACAGAUGAGUGCAACCCCUUCGGAGACAAUUCUCUGUCCACCCCAUUUGUGUGGAAGCUCAAAAAUAAAUAUGACCAGAUAAAGUACAACCACAAGGUGAAGGUAACCACAACGAGUUUGUUACAAAACUCCCUCUCAAAAAUAAGUGAAAUAGAAGAAGUUAAAAAAAGGAGACAAGAGAGAGACAACGAGAGAGCCAUGUUGGAAGACUAUCGCUUACAGUUAGAGAAACAAAGAAACCAGGUUAACAUACAAGAUUAUUUAAAGAAGGAACAACUCUUCUUCAUUGAUCAACAGAUAAAAUCUUCCGAUAGUAGAAUUGAACGCAACUUUCUACAACUCCCAGACAUAUUUAGACUGGCAGCGAUGGUUGUUAAUAGAGAGCAGGUGAAGAAGGUACGUCCAGCUCUCUACCGAAUUCCUUUUCAUGUCCUUCUGGAAGGUCAAACCGAGGGAGAGCUUGAAAAUUGCGCCAAACAAAUAAAGCUACUACUUCAACACGAUGAACUGAAUAAUGGUGGCAAAUUUAGACGUUACUGGAACUCCCUGCUCUUCUUCUGUGGGUACUUUCUUGAUCAGAUGCGCGAGAAGGAAGAACCCACCAAAGACGAAAAAGCAUUUGAUCAGAACAACCUGCAAUCAAAAACAGAUAAGCAAAUACACACCUUCCUCGAAAAUAAAAAUUACGAUGAGUUAGUAACAUAUGAAGAGAAGAUAAAAGAAAAAGUUGUAUCCCAAAGUGAGGACCACGCAGAUGAAGUUUAUUGGAACAGAGUUCUUGUGAAAAUCCCCUACUUUAAGGCGAAGAAUGUGCUACUCCAUUUUCAUGCCAAAUUACGGAAGAGGAUUAGCAUGAGUGGUGUCCACUCUGAAGAUAGUGAUAGCCACAGUGAAAAUCACAGUCAAAGCCAAGCUGAGAAGGUACCUCAUCUUGAACACCCCAUCGAAGAGGAUCAAGGCAGAGGAAAGGGAACAACCAUCGUUCCCUACGAAUGUCACAGCCCGAAGCUAAUCCAUCCAGAGAGCAUCACCCAAAUGGGCAUCCCGCCCGAAAUGCAUAUCUACACACCGGAAGAGGAGCUAGAAGAGAGACUCAAAAUAAACGAUGGCAUUUGGCAUACAAUAAGGAAGGGUGGCCAAGGAAAAUCAGACGAAAAUGGAGGGAAGAGUGGAGACAACAUAACACAGAGUGACUUCAACAUUUCUGCGGAGAAGGCUCUCCUCAUGAAGAUAUUCACGAAAGACCAAGAAGUAUAUAACCGCUUUGUGCAAAGAGAGAAGAAGAAAGGCCGAUCUGGCGAAAUCACAAUGAAGGAUGUAUCUCACCAUCACCAUGGCACAGCUAAGUCAUCCUUGUCCAACUCUUUAAGGAGCAGUUUGCCAAUGCCCCCAGAUACCCUCCUUGCAACCAGAAAGCCUCUGUACUUCAAUCGAAUAAAAACAUCCUUCGAUUGGAACAAGUACAAUAAAACGCAUUACGAUUAUGAGAACCCUCCCCCCAAGUAUAUAUGUGGAUAUAAGUUUAACAUUUUUUAUAUGAAUUUGCUGAAUAAGAAAGAGAAGCCUUCGUGGAAGUUGCACCCGAUGGAUGACGAGAGUAAAGUUCUCAUCGUCUUCCAUGGAGGAGCUCCAUACCUGGAUAUAGCGUUCCAGAUCGUUAACGCGGAAUGGUCUUACGACAAGCACAGGGGAUUCCGCAAUGUCUUCGACAAAGGAAUACUCCAACUGUAUUUCAAUUUUAAAAAAAAGAGGUACCGCCGCUGA